Molecule: messenger RNA, 2316 nt
Organism: Panonychus citri (citrus red mite)
Lineage: Eukaryota; Metazoa; Arthropoda; Arachnida; Trombidiformes; Tetranychidae
Product: gonadotropin-releasing hormone receptor-like
Exons: 3
Coding region: 734-2005 (423 amino acids)
Biological process (GO): neuropeptide signaling pathway
Cellular component (GO): membrane
Molecular function (GO): corazonin receptor activity
Source: RefSeq, a predicted model, not a curated record
UGACUCGAGUUCAUCAUAUCUUAAUCAACAUAGUUCUCAAUUAACUCUUUUUUAUUACUAUUCUAUAACCUCUUGACCAAAAAUUGUUGAUCAAAAAUUUAUUUUCUUCAUCAUUAUUCUUGUUAACUCAGUUAAAAGAUACCAAACCAAAUGCAAUUAUUAAUAAUCAUGAUUGAUGAAAAUCAAAUCAGAUUAUCUAACAAUUUCUAUUGGGAAAAUAAGCAAUAUUAACUUAAUUUCUCUUAAUUAUCCAAAAUGAUCAUCAAUUUUUAUUAUUAACUCCUUGACAAUCUCAUCCAUCCUCUCAAAUUUAAUGAAUAUUUUUUUGUAUAACUGAUCACUUACAUCAUUUUUUACAAGUUUUCACCCUGUAAUCAUCAAUAGUUAUCACACUUUUGUUGUUUUUAAUUAGUUUUUUCUUCAAAAAAAAAACGUAAAGGAAGACAAAGUGUGAGUUGUGGUAAAAUGCGCAGAGAAAAAGGAUUCAAAUAAAGUUGGCGAUAAAUCAUGAAUGGAGACUCAGGAGUUUGGAUGCUGCCAGAAUAUUAUCUUGUUUUUACGAUGAUUCAAGUGAUUCAAUGUUCAUCUUGCAAGAAAAGAAGGAGGAAAAUGUUGAAACGAGUUACUGAUUUAUAUGGAAUCCAAGUUAUCAAAUUGUACAUUAUUUCAUAUUCACUGUGAAUGGAAAUUGUAACUGAAUCAACUCACUUCAACUAUUCAUACAUCUAAAAUAAUGGGAACAAAUGGAUCAGAUAUAUCAUCUAUUUCAUCACCACAAACACUACCAACAAGUCUUAUCACCUCAUCAACUUCAUCAUUAUUUCAAUCAACGAUUUCCGUUAGUCCAGCGAGUUUGAUUGUGACCACUCCACCUUCUCCAGUAGCAAAUAAUGUUUAUUCUUUGAGCCGAGCGAUUGUCGGAGAUCCACCGGGCGAUGAGAUGUCCAAUGAGGCCGCUUUAUUUUACGACGCUUAUCUUAAGCCCUAUUAUCAAGAAUAUCUUCAAUUUGAAGUGGUCAUUCUGUCACUCUUACUAAUCUUCGGUUCUAUUACAAAUGGCCUGGCACUUUGUCAUAUCAGCUUUAGAUCACAAAUCAAAUCAGGAUCAAACAUCCUUCUGUUAAAUCUUAUUGUCGUCGAUUUUGCAGUUCUUUUCUUCGUUAUCGCUCCACAAAUCGCUUGGUGUAAGGCCAUUUCUUGGGAAAUUGGCUCGUUCUUCUGUAAAUUACAUCAAACGCUUAAAUAUUUUAGCCUUUUCGCAUCUUCAUUCAUGGUUGUUUGUAUAUCUUACAACCGCUACUAUCUACUCAAAGAGCCUCAUAUUUUCCAGAAGGAAAAACAAAGAGCUUAUCGAAUGCUCAAAAUCACUUAUAUCUCAGCUAUAAUUCUCAGCAUUCCCCAGGCCAUAAUUUACGAUGUUGUCACCAAUCCAACUCAUAAUUUUCAACAAUGUGUCGGAUUCAUUUUCUUCACAGCAGAAUGGGAAUUGAGAGCCUACAACUUUUACAGUUUACUCGGAAUGUACCUGAUACCAUUGAAAUUGAUCAUUCUACUUUAUUCAAAGAUAAUCGCCUCACUUAAUUUAGAUAAAUACGUUGUCGCUCGAAUGAGUAAAUCAGCUUCGAGUGAGGAACGAUUGUCUCAGAAAACCAAUUGUAUGCUCAAAACUAAACGUAAAGCUAUAAGCACUUUCCUUGCGGUCACUAUUUCAUUCAUCGUUUGCUGGACUCCUUAUGCCUUUAUUGUACUUUGGCAGAUAUUCAGUGGUCAAGAGGAGAUAAUCAAUCCAAUUGUAACCAGUUUAAUGUACAUAAUCGCCCUUGCCCUGCCCAUACUUAACCCGAUGGUCAAUUCAUUUCACGCUUACACAUUUCUAUUUGUCUGGAAAAGAUCAGGAUCAACCAGUCAACUGGUCAAUCGUUUAGUCCCACUUAGAGGUCGUUCUAAUACAUCAGAUCUAAAGCCGAUCAACUGCUCAAACGACAAGGCUUUUAUUAUGAAAUGAACAAUUAACAAGGAAUCAAUUUAAUCAACAUCAAGUAAACAUCAGCUACACACAUGAAAUGGGACUUAAUUGUUUCGCUGAUUACUGAUUCAAUUACACACAAAAUCAAUGGUUUGUACAAUCAACAUGUUAUUAAAAGACCAUUUUGAAUAUUUUGGUUGAGUUGAUUGUAAAUCAUAAGAAUCUCAACUGCUAAAUUCAAUUGUGUUAAUAUUUACCACGAGACUUGAAUUUGAUUAAAUCAAAAUAAAUUUAAUGAUCACAAUUAUACAACAAAUGUAUUAAAUAAAUAACAUUAUCUAUCUUUCAAA